GGUAGUGGAGGUUAUACAAACGUUUGCGUAUCUUUAAAAGUUUGAAAGUUUUUCUAACGUGAAUGCUCGCACAUAUUGAGUGUAAAGUGGUCUUUGACAAGUGUUGGAGUGUUCAGUGAUAGUGUUUCUUCCAUUAUGCAGCAGUUUGACCUUAGUUUUGGUUCGGAAAGUGACAGCAUUUCAAAGUUUUGUAGACAGGUGAGAAAAUGCUCAGGUGAAUCGUGACGAAACAAGCGAGCGAACGACCGGGUAAUUUUAAAGUAUGCCGUUUGUUUUAAGUGGAUUACAAAAAAAUAUAUAAAUAAUUAGUGAUACAAUAUGGUUUUUAGGAAGUUUAGGAGUUGAAAUAAGUACGGGAGUCUAAAGGUAGGUAGGCUUGUCAGGUAGACAGGCCUACACAAAGGAAUGGUUAGACUGAAUCGCUUAUCUAGGCGAAGGACUAGUUGUAGUGAAAUGGAAGAGAAAGAAAGAUUAACUAAAACAUACUGUUGUAGUGCUGUUCGCGAUAGUGAUAGUUAUAUGUUUUGCCGAAAAAAUAUAGUGUGCUUCUUGGUUUGUGGGAUUAUUUUGCUGGGAUCAUCUGUCAGUGCAGAGUCUCUACAAGCUCCCAGAUUCAUCACUCAGCCGUCCGGCUCCAGCAACAUCGUCAGCGAGGGCAGAACCAAGAUACUCCAGUGUCAAGCAUUGGGUUAUCCCCAGCCUCAGUACAGGUGGCUCAAAGAUGGUGUGGAGUUGGGAGACUUCAGCACAGAACACUUCUACAGGAUACACAACACCAGGAGGGAAGACGGAGGCAGAUACCAGUGUGUGGCCAAGAAUGACGUCGGCUCAAUACUCAGCAAACCGAUUGACGUCACAGUCGCAUAUAUGGGAGUGUUUGAAGACCAGAGUGAGCGCACUGUCUCUGUGUCACGGGGAGAAGCUGCAGUGCUGGAGCUUCCUCAGAUCACCAGCCACCCUCAGCCCCUGGUCAUCUGGCAAGCAGACGACGGGUCUCAGCUGUAUGGCCGAAAAUAUGCAGUCACUCAUCAGCAUCAGCUGGUCGUCCUGUCAGUCACUGACAAUGAUCAGAAAGCAUACAGAGCUCGCGCCACCAACACUCAGCUAGGCAAGGAGGAGAACAGUGCCUAUGUCCGACUGGUGGUCCGGGGUGGAGACCCGGGAGGGGAGAUUGCUCCAGAGAUCAUUGUCAGCCCUCGGGACUCCCACAUCCUCAAGGAUACCCUAGCCACAGAACUGCAAUGUAUAGUUAAUGCGAGGCCCCUGCAUGAGCUGGAGACUCUAUGGCUGAAGGAUGGUAUCCCGGUGGAGAACACUGGCAUCAAUCACAACCUGAACGACCCGUGGAACCGCACACUGAGUUUAGUAUCUGCCAACCUCACACACACAGGCAGAUACACCUGUCAAGCGAGGCUACGUAGCGGAGGCUUCCCUGCAGUCGAGGCUACGGCUCAGGUCACUGUGCUGGAGGCUCCAUCGUUUGUAUCCAACCUGAGGCCUGAGACACUGGGAGAGUACGGCAACACUGUGAAGCUACCUUGUGAGGCCAAUGGGGAGCCAGCACCAUCCAUACAGUGGCUACACAACGCCAUAGACGUCAUGAGCUCCACCCACAGAGACAGAUAUAUGGUGGAAGAAGACAAGUCCCUGGUGAUAAAGAAGCUGAGGAUGGAAGACACGGGGAUGUACCAGUGUGUGGCGACCAACGAGGCUGGCAGCGACUUUGUCACUACCUGGCUCAAAGUGAAAACCUCUGCUCCCAUCAUGGAGACUCCACCUCAGAAUGUGACAGUGUUGGAUGGCAAGGAUGCUAUCAUCUCCUGUAGAGUAGCUGGAGCACCCACUCCCAACAUCACUUGGUACUAUCAAGACUCCCAGCCUGUAGAGUUGAGUGGUCGUCUGCAGGUGCUGGAGUCAGGAGAUCUGCUAGUGGCCGCAGUGAGGGAGUCAGACGCUGGCAAGUACGCUUGUGUCAGGGCCAAUGAGGCUGGCCAGGUCUCUGCGGCUGGCUACUUGUCUGUACUAGUGAGGACUCAGAUUAUCCAACCCCCAGUGGACACCAGAGUUUUGCUUGGCAACACAGCUACUCUACAGUGUAAAGUGUCCAGUGACCCCUCAGUGCCUUACCAGAUAGACUGGUUCCAUAACGGGCAACCUGUAGGUGUGGGGUCGCAGCGUGUCAGUGUAGCAGGGGACGGCACUCUAGAGAUACAAGCUGUGAGAGCCGCUGAUGUAGGUGAUUACACCUGCGCUCUGGUGUCCCCGGGGGGCAAUGAGACCCGGACAGCACGGCUCAGUGUUAUAGAGCUGCCCUUCCCUCCCACCAACCUCGUGGCUACCAGACUGGACAACCGAGCCAUCAACCUCACCUGGGCACCUGGCUUUGACGGCAAUAGUGAGAUACUCAAGUACAUCGUGCAGCGGAGAGAAGUCUCUGACCUGGGCCCAAUCACAGACAACUGGGUGACAGAGCUUAGCAAUGUGUCUGCCAGUCAUCGUUAUGUCUUGCUGCGGAACCUCAAAGCUGCUGCUUCGUACCAGUUCAGAGUCAGCGCAGUCAACAGUGUAGGGGAGGGGUCACCCUCAGACCCUUCUAAUGUCAUCGCUCUUCCUCAAGAACCACCGUCAGGGCCUCCUAUAGGGUUUGCAGGAUCAGCCAGGUCAUCAUCAGAGAUCAUCACGCAGUGGCAGCCCCCCAUAGAGGAACACCGCAAUGGUCAGAUCCUGGGCUAUGUGAUCCGCUACAGACUCUACGGCUACAAUGAGAGUCCUUGGAACAUCCGCAACAUCACCAAUGAGGCUCAACACAACUACCUGGUACAGGGGCUGAUCACAUGGAAGGACUAUGUGCUGCAGAUUGCUGCUUACAACAACAAGGGAGUGGGAGUGUACAGCGACGGCAUCAGGAUCAAAACCAAAGAAGGAGUACCUGAGGCCCCACCCACUGAUGUCAAGGCUGAAGCUGUCAACUCUACCGCAGUACAAGUCUGGUGGAAGCCUCCUCACCCGCAGAAGAUAAACGGAAUUAAUCAAGGAUACAAACUGCAAGCGUUUAUUGGUGGGGGAGUCAGCAGAGUGAUGACAGUUCCACCAAGUCUGUUUGACCCGUUGGCUCAACAGAGUGCUGUCAUGUCUGGUCUGCGUAAGUUCACCAGUUACAACUUGACAGUCCUGUGCUUCACAGACCCUGGAGAUGGUCUGCCCAGUAACCCGGUGGAAAUUACCACUCAGGAGGAUGUUCCAGAUGAAGUAGGAGGUCUACAGUUUGAAGAUGUGUCGGACAGAGCUGUGAAGGUUGUGUGGCUGCCACCAGAGAGAACCAAUGGUAUACUGACUGGUUACACACUCAGCUACAUGGUCAAGGACAAGCCUGAUACUCUCAAGACUGAGAACUUCACAGCAGACACUCUGAGUGUGAUGGUGACACAACUGCAGGCCACAACACACUACAGGUUUGAGGUGAAUGCUUGGACCAGUGUUGGCGCAGGGCCUAGACGAGUAGCCACCAUACAGUCUGGUGUAGAACCUGUACUGCCCUCUCCACCCACCAAACUGGCUGUCACCAACAUCGAGGCGUUCUCUGUUGUGUUGCAAUUCACACCCGGGUUUGAUGGCAAUUCCUCCAUCACCAAAUGGAUUGUCGAGGCUCAAACAGCCCGGAACACAUCCUGGUUUCCUGUGUUUGAGGAGUCCAGUCCAGAUGCCAUGACACUCACAGUUGUUGGACUUGUGCCGUUCACUCUGUACCGGCUACGUUUGAUUGCUCGUAACGUGGCUGGCACAUCAGAACCGUCAGAGCCAACCAAGGAGUUCCAGACCAUACAAGCUCCUCCGUCACACGCUCCUCACAACGUCACUGUUAGGGCACUGAGUGACACCGAGCUUCGCGUCAGGUGGAUUCCCCUGCAGCAGACUGAGUGGUUUGGUAACCCCCGAGGUUACAACAUCUCGUACAGGGAGGUAGGUAGCACCAGUCCGCCAUUGUUUAUCAUCAUAGAGGAUCACACAGCAAACUCCCAUGUGGUGGACAAACUGGAGGAGUUUGCUCAGUACGAGAUCGUGUUGACUGCGUGUAAUGACGUUGGUGUGUCGGCCCCGAGUCCUAUAGCUUUGGAGCGCACCAGAGAAUCAGUACCUUCGUUUGGGCCAAUGAAUGUUGCUGCCAACGCAACAUCUUCAACCACGAUCGUAGUGCGUUGGGGAGAUGUGCCAAGACAGCACAGGAACGGCCAGAUAGAGGGAUACAAAGUGAUCUACGGGACUGGAAACCCACGGAAUCCACUACCUCCUCAAGUGAAGGACAUACCCUCCAACAGAACAUUCACCACUACUCUGACUGAACUGCGCAAGUUUGUGGUCUACAGUAUACAAGUGCUGGCGUACACUAGGCUGGGAGACGGCACUCUUAGCACUCCACCAGUCAGGGUCCAGACCUUUGAGGAUGUACCUGGACCACCAUCGAAUGUGUCAUUCCCAGACGUGUCUCUAACAACAGCCAGGAUCAUCUGGGAUGUUCCAGAGGAGCCGAAUGGAGAAAUCCUUGCAUACAGAGUUAGUUACCAUCUGCAAGCAACUGGAAGUCUCAACUUCUCUAGAGAGUUCCCACCUUCAGAUAGAACAUACAGGGCAACUGAGCUAGAGCCAGAACAGUACUACCUGUUUUCUGUUACGGCCCAGACCAGACUGGGAUGGGGCAAGUCCACAGAGGCUCUUGUCUACACCACUAAUAACAGAGAGAACCCUCAACCCCCGUCAGCUCCCCAGCUUAGCCGCAGUCAGGUGCAAGCCACUCAGAUCACCUUCAGUUGGGCACCCGGCCGCGACGGAUAUGCUCCUCUUAGGUACUACACAGUUCAGCUGGCCGAGGGUGCAGGACCUUGGAUGUCUGUACAAGAAAGAGUUGACCCAUCAGUAACAUCAUACACUGCCACAGGACUGAAACCAUACACAAGCUACAGGUUUAGAAUACAAGCAACCAAUGACAUUGGACCUAGUGGCUGGAGUGUUGAGUCUUCUCAAGUCAGGACUCUACCUGCAGCACCCAGUAAGGGAGUCAGUGAUGUCAAAGUGAUCCCAAUAACCACGACGAGUGUGAGAGUAGAGUGGACAGCAAUCCCAGACAACUUCUGGUCUGGUGAUCCUGAAACUGGAGGAUACAGGAUUGUGUUCCAACCGGUGUCUGAUUUCCCUACCUCACUUCAGGCAACACCCAAACAAGAGGUCAAGGGAAUUAAGACAACAUCAGUAGUACUGACAGAGCUGUCCCGGGACCACAACUAUGAGAUCGUGGUGGUGCCAUUCAACUCGCAGGGUGCUGGGCCGGCGUCACCCCCUGUAGCAGUGUACGUGGGUGAGGCGGUCCCUACAGGACGACCUAGGAGUGUCACUGCUGAACCUGUCAGUUCUACUGAGGUACGCCUACACUGGCUGCCUCCCCAGCAGAAGGAACAAAACGGAGACUUACUUGGCUACAAGAUCUUUUACCUGGCCACAGAGCUGUCACAAGAGCUAGAUCCUGAGGACAAGGUAGAGGAGGAGCUGGAGGUAGUGCCUGCGUCCUACACUGGCCACAGUUUGGUGUUCCUGGACAAGUUUACUGAGUACAGGAUACAGAUACUAGCAUUCAACCCAGCUGGUGACGGGCCUAGGUCUACACCCGUGGUCGUCAAAACUCUACAGGGACUUCCUGGACCUCCGAGAGAUUUGAGAUUUUCUGACAUCACAAUGACCAGUCUGCUUGUAUCUUGGGACCCACCGAAAAAGCGGAAUGGAGAAUUGAUUGGAUACAUCGUUACUUACGAAACUGCAGAGCAAAAUGAACGAUUUAGCAAACAAGUGAAGCAAAAGGUGUCAGAUAAAAGUCUGUUGGUGCAAACGCUUGAGGAGGAAGUCACUUACACAUUCACUGUGCGAGCUCAGACCAUUGACUACGGACCUGCUGUGAAAGGAAAUGUAACAACCGGACCACAAGAAGGUUCACCAACACGACCCAAGGAACUUACUGUUGGCAAGACUGUGUCAUCCGUGGAGCUACAUUGGGUGAACGGUGCCUCAGGAAAAGGACCUAUCCUGGGAUACUACUUCCAGAGCAAGAGAAAAGAUGACACCAGAUGGACUACAGUGACCCGCACUGGUAAUGGUCCUCUGCAGGAGUUUGCCAUAUCCUACCAGAGUCUGCUGCCUUCUACUGCCUACACCUUCCGGGUGAUAUCAUACAACAAAUAUGGCAUCAGCUAUCCUGCCUACUCUGAUGACGUGGUUUUGACGCCAUCAAAGCUCUACCUAGAAUAUGGAUACCUCCAGAUGAAGCCUUUUUACCGCCAGACAUGGUUCAUGGUAGCUUUGGCUGCAGCGUCGAUUGUCAUCAUCAUCAUGGUGGUUGCCGUCCUCUGUGUUAAAAGCAAGAGUUAUAAAUACAAACAAGAAGCACAGAAGACCCUAGAAGAGUCUAUGGCUAUGGACAUUGAUGACCGCCAGCAGCUAGCCAUGGAGCUGUACCGUGGAGGAGGUACAUUGGGCAAACGUAGCACUCUGGCUAGGAAACAUCUGGCUCCCCCCGGUCCUCCUAUGCUGGGCAAGUCCCCCCCUCGCCCCUCUCCUGCUUCAGUGGCCUACCACAGCGACGAGGAGAGUCUCAAGGGCUACGACGAGAACCCUGACGACAGCAGCGUCACCGAGAAACCCUCGGAAAUCAGCUCUUCAGAGUCACAGGGCUCGGAAAGUGAGAAUGAGAGUGUGCGCUCGGAUCCACACUCGUUCGUCAAUCACUACGCCAAUGUGAACGACUCGCUGCGGCAGUCGUGGAAGCGACAGAAGCCUGUACGCAACUACUCUAGUUACACAGACUCAGAACCUGAGGGUAGUGGCAGUGCUGUGGUCAGUCUCAACGGAGGACAAAUCAUCAUGAACAACAUGGCCCGCAGUCGCGCACCUCUACCAGGCUUCUCAUCCUUUGUAUGAUCUCCAACACGUGCAAUGUAAAUAGUUCUAGUUAUAGUGAAAGUAUGUUGAAUGUGAUCAUUGUGUAUAUAUACCUACGUUGGGAAACAGUGGAAUUUAGAUUGGUUAUUAUUUAUAAUUUUUGAAUGUGUUCAGUUUUUAUUCCUAUUACACAUAUAAAAAAAAGUCUAAAAGAACUUCAACUCUAUUAAAAUUAAUAGAGUUGAAUAAAAGUCAAAAGUAUUAUUAAUGCAUUUUCUAUAAGAUUCCAACCUUAUUAAGGCAUUUAGUUAGUUACAAAUGGCUUUUACAAUGUAAGAAAAGAAACAAAAUUAUACUUUGCUAGUUGUUUGGAAAGCAUUUAGGACUCCAUGGAUAGAAAUUAUUGAAAAUUAGCAAAAUUGAGUAAAUUGUUUAUUGGUUUAACAUUUAAAAUUCAUAUUUUGUAUUUGUUUUAUUUAUAUAAUAUAAUUAUAUUAUAUGAAUAAUAUAAUUUUUAUAUCAUUUUAUAUUUCUAUUAGAUUUAAAAAGUGAGAUUAAUUUUACUUAAAGUAGCUGCGUGUAAGUAGGCCUAUAUAUUCUAUACUUUCUGUGUGCCAGUUUUAAGAUCAAACAACAAAUAAGUUAUGUUAUAGUUGUAAGAAACUGUUCAUUAAAAUUGUAUAAUAUAAAAUUUAUUUGUAUAUACCACUGAUUCCCAAAACUGUAUCUUAAUUACAGUGGAGAUGUCUCAACACAUUAAUGUUAGUGUCAUUUUGUAUAUUUAUACACUGAGAAUCAAACUUUAAUCCUUACUUUCCUCAAACUAGUAUUAAGGGAGACCGCAAGUAAAGCGGCCGUUAAGUAAAAAAGUCUGAGGCAGCUAUGCUGUGUUAUAUUUUUAUACUAUAAGCAGCUAAAUAGAACAUGUAUAGAUUUGGUCUGUAUAUUAUUUAUUACUCUUUGUUCUAAUUUCCUAGAACAAUUGUGACAGAGAUGACCAUAACAUUGUAAAAUAUUGUAAUUAUAGAUUUUAAAAUGCAUUUCUAAACUUAUUGUAAGACAACAUUAUGUAGUAAGGUAAUCAUUCCUCUAGUUGCACGAGCACUGUCGCAUGUGUUGUAGACUGGUUUAGAAUUUAGAAAAGUCUGAUCUAUUUAUUGUUUGUUCAUUUAAAUGUCAUGAGAGCUACAAACUUUAAAAUUUGGUAGUUUAAGUGGGGGAAAGUAAUUUUGUUGACAAUUAUUAAGUUAAUUUUUUCUUGACGUGCAAUGUUUUGUAUGCUAAUUUUUAGACUUAUCACGACUGUGUAAGAUGGUACUAAGUGAUGCCUGAUGAUAUCUAGUAAAUCAUACUGUAUAUUCUAAGGUAUACAAUUAUAAACGUAAAACAGCACUGUAUUAUUUUAAACUUGUUUGUAGUAAACUUAUUACAAACAUUGUUUACACAUCAAUCUGUGUUCACAGGUAUUCUUACAAUGUUCAAGUGUAUUAUGACAGAUUGUUAUUUUUAGUGGUUAUCAAUUUCCGUCCACUACAUUAUAAUUUCUUGAAAGUGGACGGCUAUUACCUAACCAAGUGUAUUUAUAUCAAAGAACUAUUGCAAUUGUCUAUGAGGUAAUUUAAGAACUAGAGACUGAUAUGGCUUUUCAUUUUAUAUCUAUCUGAAUCAUAUGAUGCUGAAUACUUAACAACCAUGAAAUCUUUCGCCUUAGAUAUUUUUUCAUGACAAUAUUUUUUAGUUUUUGAUAGAAUAUAAUCAAAUCAUACAGUCUUAGUAUGAUAUUUUAUUCAAACCUAUGCGAUAAUUACUGUAAUAAAUCUGUGUGUUUUUUUAUUGAAGGAUCCCAGACAAAUACACAUACACUACAGUAUAUUUCGUACCUAGGGCCGAAAAUGAGGUUUUGCCGGCUCGAGAUAGUUUUUAAGUUCGAGACGAAGUCGAGAACUUAAAUCAAUUGAGAGCUGCAAAACCAUUUUGGUCCGUGGUAAGAGCGCUAUUUUUCACCACACUAUAGCCUAUUACCACUAUUCACCACUAUAAUAAUGCACACUGAUUGUCAACACUACUACAAUUUUAAGGUUAUGCGAAGAAAUAAUUUGAGGAAUCAGCAAAAAUAAAAAUAAAUAAAAAUAAAAAAAUAAAUGCUAGGCAACGGUGACAAUAACACAAUUCUAUUGCAAUAUAUGGAUUUUGAUUGUGUAUUUAAAAUGCAUUCAUGUUUUAAGUAAGUAAGCGGACAGCUGACUUUGCGGUCCCGGGCUGUAAAAACCUGCUCGGUCCCCAAAUUACGAUGACAGCUGGCAUGGCCAGCAAAACGUAACUUUCAGCCACCAAUUAACGUAUGUAAUACAGCUAAAAACAUCAUAGUGUGGUGAAAAAUAUAUUGCUUUAAGUACUAAGAUUUUUAUUAAUUUAAGUGACAUAAUACGAACAAAUUACAUUAUAUUAAUCCUUUCUCAAUUAUGUUUGUAGCUUCCUAAGUAAACAAAUGUUAUAGGCAUUUUAGAUGUGUACAUAUUAAUGUAAAACAUAUUUAAUGAGCCAUAUUGUCAAUUUGUUGUCAGUAACUGUGAUAUAAUUUGUUUAAUGAUUUAUGUAUUGUGUAUAUUAUUGUAUAUUGAUUAAGUUCCCAAGUGUAAUAAAGUAGAAUGCUACUUAAAUAUGCAUAAAAUAAAAGAAUUUGUAAAAUAAAUUUGUUUAAAUUUUUAA
This is a messenger RNA of Macrosteles quadrilineatus (aster leafhopper), 9630 nucleotides long. Its product is annotated as protein sidekick-like. The record is from RefSeq and is a predicted model, not a curated record. Gene Ontology annotation, biological process: cell-cell adhesion. NCBI's taxonomy places the organism in Eukaryota, Metazoa, Arthropoda, Insecta, Hemiptera, Cicadellidae. The coding region runs from base 406 to 6960 and encodes 2184 amino acids. The transcript is spliced from 32 exons. Gene Ontology annotation, molecular function: protein binding.